AUGGCGUCCAAGAUUGAGGACGCCGUCUCGUCGCAGACGGCCGACGUGGAAAAGGUCAUCGUCAAAGAGGACACGGCCCACGACGCCGUCGGCGACCUCGACGAGCCGCUCAGCACCGAGGAGCGCCGCCUAGUGCGGCGCCAGGACCUCCGCAUCGUGCCGCUCUGCGCCGGCAUCUACUUUCUCUGCUUCCUCGACCGCGCCAACAUUGGCAACGCCAAGGUCCUCAACUCGUCGACGCGCGACGACAUGCAGCAGACGACGGGCAUGUCCGACUACCAGUUUGUCAUUGCGCUCAUGGUCUUUCUCGUCGCUUAUGCCGUCUUCGAGGUGCCGAGCAACAUUCUGCUCAAAAAACUGCGCCCCAGCCGCUGGCUCGCGUUCCUCAUGUUUUGCUGGGGCGUCAUGACCAUGUGCCUGGGCGCGGCGCAUAGCUUCGGCAGCGUCACGGCGGUGCGCUUCCUGCUGGGCACGUUUGAGGCGGGCCUGUUUCCGGGUCUGAUUUAUUACUUGACAUUUUGGUACAGGCAUAAUGAACGAAGUGUCCGAGUUGCCUUUAUUCUCGCGUCGGCUACUCUGGCGGGUGCCUUUGGCGGCGCCAUUGCCUACGGCAUCGGUCACAUGAACCAGACGGCGGGCAUCGCUGGCUGGCGGUGGCUCUUCAUCAUUGAGGGAAUCCCCUCGGUGCUCUCCUCUUUCCUGGUGCUAUUCUUUCUGCCCGAUUACCCGGAGACAGCGGGUUGGUUGACUGACGAGGAGCGCGCACUGGCCGUUGGCCGGCUGCGGCACGAGGGCAGCAAGGGCCACGACCGGAGCAUGACAUGGGCCGACGCCAAGGCAACACUGACCGACUGGCGGCUGUACGCGCACUAUGCCAUCUAUUUUGCCAUCAGCCCACCCUUUGCGAGUCUCAGUCUCUUUACGCCGUCGAUUACGCUGGGUCUGGGAUACCGUGACCUCACGGCGCAGCUGAUGACUGUGCCGCCAUGGGCUGUUGCGUAUGUUUGCCAAAUUUUGGUCGCGCUGUCUGCCGAUCGGUUCAACGCGCGAGGCUACCAUGCCGCCGGUGCUGCUCUCGUCGGCGCUAUUGGCUUCAUCGUCUCGGCGGCACUGCCCCCGGACGCAUACAAGGCACGGUACGGAGGGCUGAUCAUGGCCACGGCGGGGGCGUUCGCGUGCAUCCCGCCGCUGCUGGGCUGGCUGACGUCCAACGUGGUGAGCACGGCGGCAGUCGGGUUGGCCAUUGCGCUAAACGUGAGCAUCGGAGGCGGGCUGGGCCAGAUCCCGGGCGUAUGGAUCUACAAGGCGAGCGAGAAGGCCAUAGGGUACCCGACGGGCCAUUGGACAAACGCGGGAUUCUUGCUCUUCGUCACGGCCGUGUCGCUGGGGCUGCGCGUGUUUUACGCGCGCAAGAACAGGCAGCUGACGGCAGAAGCGGAACAGCGCGGCGCGCGGGUGCGGCUUUACAAGCUGUAG
Molecule: messenger RNA, 1476 nt
Organism: Akanthomyces muscarius
Lineage: Eukaryota; Fungi; Ascomycota; Sordariomycetes; Hypocreales; Cordycipitaceae
Exons: 5
Coding region: 1-1476 (491 amino acids)
Biological process (GO): transmembrane transport
Cellular component (GO): membrane
Molecular function (GO): transmembrane transporter activity
Source: RefSeq, a predicted model, not a curated record